GCUCGCCCCGCGCCCAUCGCCGUCGCCUCCGCCGCCACCGUCACGGUCACCGCGGGCUCCGCUGCCGUCGUCCUUUUCCCCGCCCUCCCGCGGCCGGGCCACCCGGACCCCCCGCCCGCGCGGCUCGCGCCUCGCCACCGGGUCCUGCUCCGCCCCUCCCGCGCGGACUGCUCACCUACCGCCCCACGCGCGCGCGCUCGUGCACCACGCGCCCCGUGCGGCCCGCCUGGAACGUGGCCUCCGGAGAGCUAGGUAUGAGAAAGAGGACAGCCAAAAGGAGUGAUGCUCAGUGACCUGCACCCAGGCCGGACGCUCGUGCCUCUGGACGCCUCCUACACGAACAUUGCGCUAGCUCCUGGGACCAGCUCUGCAUCCCCUUAGUGCUCCUCUGCUUCAACUGCUCAAGCCAGCUGACUGCGAAUGGCUACCCAAAGGAAACACUUGGUGAAAGACUUCAACCCUUACAUCACCUGCUACAUCUGUAAAGGCUAUCUGAUCAAGCCCACGACAGUGACGGAAUGCCUCCAUACAUUCUGUAAGACCUGUAUUGUCCAGCACUUUGAAGACAGCAAUGAUUGUCCAAGGUGUGGCAACCAAGUUCAUGAAACAAAUCCAUUAGAAAUGUUAAGGCUGGAUAACACGUUGGAGGAAAUUAUCUUUAAAUUAGUGCCUGGACUACGAGAACAAGAACUUCAGCGUGAGUUGGAAUUUUGGAAGAAAAAUAAACCUCAAGAAAAUGGGCAAGAUGAUAUUUCGAAGGUUGACAAGUCUAAAGCAGAUGAGGACGGUGAUGAAAACCAAGAUGAUAAAGACUAUCAUAGAAGUGACCCGCAAAUUGCUAUCUGUCUGGACUGUUUACGAAAUAAUGGGCAGUCGGGGGACAACGUAGUGAAGGGUCUCAUGAAGAAAUUUAUUCGCUGUUCUACGCGAGUUACUGUAGGAACUAUUAAAAAGUUUCUAAGUUUAAAACUAAAACUUCCAAGUUCUUAUGAGUUGGAUGUGCUGUGCAAUGGUGAAAUUAUGGGAAAGGAUCAUACUAUGGAAUUCAUCUAUAUGACAAGAUGGCGACUACGAGGAGAAAAUCUUUGCUGUCUGAACUGUUCAGCCUCGCAAGUCUGCUCUCAGGAUGGCACUUUGUACCAGUCAUACCCGAUGGUAUUGCAGUAUCGACCAAGAAUUGAUUUUGGGUAGGCCCGGCCCAGGCUGCACUGAAUGAAUCCUGCACUAUUUGUUUACUCGUCGACAGAUUGCACAGUGAAUGGUGUGUGGACUUGAGAGACACAAUCUGAUUUCAGCAUGCACAUAAGGCCAUUGUCUGUCUCUGAGUUGUCAGUGUCCUUCAUGUUCUGUCUAUUAGGAGCAAUCCAAGUGCCCUUCUGCUACUGACCAUCUGCAUAAGAUACUCGUGCCG
Messenger RNA from Mus caroli (Ryukyu mouse), 1411 nucleotides. NCBI's taxonomy places the organism in Eukaryota, Metazoa, Chordata, Mammalia, Rodentia, Muridae. The record is from RefSeq and is a predicted model, not a curated record.